UCCCAACUGCCAUUUUGUGGCAGAAGCUACUCUGCUAAAGCGGGAGAAGGAUUAAAACAAACUGCGAAGAAGCCUGCAUUUUUUACUAGCCGGUUAAAGUUUAUAGCACAGAUUCUGUGCUUUUGUCCAAGUUAAACGGAAGGAGAAAUAUACUAAAAUAGGUUUACAAUAAAGUAGCAGCUUGGGGCUUCAGUUCCUACCUAGCAUGGAAGGUGGACCAACAGAGGCUGUGGGGGUGAUGGAUGUUGCUACAAAAGACUUCCAAUCCAUCCAGGCUGUCCAUAGCCAAGAUGCCAUGGUGGCUGACCUUCUUCAGCAAGCUGCGGAAGCUGGGGGCGUGGUAGAAGGACAAGCUGGAGUCAUCCUGGAACAAGGUCAUAGGGAAGGAAUGGUAGCAGCUGCGCAGUCCCAGCAGCAGUUAAUGGAAGCGGGGGUGGGGGUUGGUGUGGAAAGUGGAACAGGGGUUGAAAUGAUGGUUAUGGAUUCAUUGGAUCCCACCCUGUUGCAGAUGAAGACUGAGGUGAUAGACGCUGCAGUACGGGGUUCAUCAACAACAGUGGGUGUGGUUGGAGGUGUAGCAGGCGCUGCACACCAAGCCACUGUGACAACAGUUGACCAAACUCAAAUCAUCACCCUACAGGUUGUAAACAUGGAGGAGCAGGCGGCUUUGGGCCUAGGGGAGCUCCAGCUGGUCCAGGUACCAGUUUCCGCCACAACUGUGGAGGCUCUGCAACAGGGCACAUUUGUAGACACCACGGCAAUGCCAAAGGAUGGAGAACCGGUUAUCUGUCACACACUGCCACUGCCUGAAGGAUUUCAGGUUGUUAAAGUUGGUGCUAAUGGGGAGGUAGAGACAGUGGAGCAGCAGGAGGAGGAAGGAGCAGAAGCCCACCCUGAAGAGGAGGAAGAUGAGGAAGUGGGGAGCCAGCUGCUUGAAGAAGGGGAGGAAGAGCCUAUUCAACCAUCAAAUGAUGACCUUAACUGGGCCAAAGAUCCAGACUAUCAGCCUCCAUCUGGGGUUGUCAAGAAGACCAAAAAGGGUAAAAAGAGUCGUCUGCGUUAUGCUGAAGGAGAUAAGGACAUGGAUGUCAGCGUGUAUGAUUUUGAAGAAGAACAGCAGGAGGGCCUUCUGUCAGAGGUCAAUGCAGAGAAAGUGGUCGGCAACAUGAAACCACCAAAACCUACCAAGAUCAAGAAAAAAGGAGUAAAGAAAACGUUUCAGUGUGAGCUGUGUAGCUACACGUGCCCUCGACGCUCCAACCUGGACAGGCACAUGAAGAGCCACACUGAUGAGAGACCUCACAAAUGUCACCUGUGUGGAAGAGCCUUUAGGACGGUCACCCUGCUGAGAAACCAUCUCAACACACACACUGGAACUCGUCCGCACAAGUGCACGGACUGUGAUAUGGCCUUUGUGACUAGUGGAGAGUUGGUACGCCAUCGGCGCUACAAACACACACAUGAGAAACCAUUCAAAUGCUCCAUGUGUGAUUAUGCCAGUGUAGAGGUGAGCAAACUAAAGCGUCAUAUUCGUUCCCACACUGGUGAGCGCCCAUUCCAGUGUAGUCUUUGCAGCUAUGCCAGCAGAGACACAUACAAACUUAAGAGACACAUGAGGACACACUCAGGAGAGAAACCUUAUGAGUGCUACAUCUGCCAUGCCCGAUUCACCCAGAGUGGAACCAUGAAGAUGCACAUUCUGCAGAAACACACAGAAAAUGUGGCCAAAUUCCACUGUCCACACUGUGACACUGUUAUUGCACGCAAGAGUGACUUGGGUGUCCAUCUUCGUAAGCAGCACUCAUUUAUUGAGACUGGAAAGAAGUGUCGCUACUGUGACGCAGUUUUUCAUGAGCGCUAUGCUUUGAUCCAACACCAGAAAUCUCAUAAAAAUGAGAAGAGGUUCAAAUGCGACAUGUGUGACUAUUGUUGCCGCCAGGAGCGCCACAUGGUAAUGCAUCGUCGAACCCACACAGGAGAAAAACCAUAUGCCUGCAGCCAGUGUGAUAAGACCUUCAGACAGAAGCAGCUCUUGGACAUGCACUUCAAACGUUACCAUGACCCUAACUUUGUCCCCACAGCGUUUGUGUGCCCUAAGUGUAGCAAGACUUUCACUCGCAGGAAUACCAUGGCUCGUCAUGCUGAGAACUGCACCGGUGAAGUGGACGAUGCCGAGAAUGGAGCUCCAACCCUAAAGAAAGGGAGGAGAGGAAGAAAGAGGAAGAUGAGGAGCAGGAGGGAUGAAGAUGAUAGUGACGACGAUCAUGCUGAACAGGACGAGGAGGAAGAGGGUGAAGAUGAGGAAGAAGUAUCACUUCUCCAGGAAGAGGAGGAGUCAGAAACCAUGGAACUCGACCAGGCCCCUGCAGCCAUCCCGGUACCAGCUCCUGAUGAGCCACCGGUCAAGAGGAAACGAGGCCGACCUCCAAAGAAUGCCCCCAAGCCUCCAACACCCAGGCAAUCAGUCAGAGUUGGUGCCAAAACGACAGCUGCUGCUGCCAUUAUUCAAGUGGAGGAUGAGAGCACUGGAGCAGUGGAGAACAUUAUAGUGAAGAAGGAGGAGGGUGAUGCUUCUACACCGACUGCUUUGGGGCAGGGUGUGGCCCUGAGUGUGGAGGGGGUGGGACUAGAUGAAGAAGAAGUGGAGACUGUUGAGCUGUCUGUAAAUGAGGAAACGUCAACAGCUGCUGCCAAUGGAGAUCUGACACCAGAGAUGAUCUUAAGCAUGAUGGACCGGUGAAUAUAAGAAAACGGCAUCACAUGUAGCCAGACUAUGACUAAAAUUUGCAUAUACACCUGAAUAUUUCUACAUGCUUGGCCUUCCAUCUUUCAUCUGUGUGUCUGUUUAUUGGCAGCCAUUUUGCCUCAACUGAAAUGACUUCAGAAAUGGCGACAACAAAAACAACCAUGCACAAAAAGGGAAGGUGCAUAUAGAUAUUAGUGCACAUUGUAUUCUCAUCCAUGUACGUUAACCUGCAUACUGAUCAUUGUGGCGCACACACACAUGCACGCACGCACAUGCACACCAGACCCUACUGCACACACCUGUGUCAUACUCCUCAUCAUAUACAGGUGUCCGAGAUUGCUCUGUUCUCUGUUUCAGUUGCAAAACAACACCCUAAGUUAAUCUUCAUGUAUUUUGCUACUUGUUCCUACCCAAAGCCACAUCCUGUGCACGUCUCUACCCACACAAUCUGCAUAUUGCUCAUCUGGAAACUCCCUCCUUUCCAUGCUGUCACAAUUUGUUUGCUGUACUAACCCUUGUGAGAUCAUGUAAAUGAAAUAGUUGAGACAGUUGCUAUAUAGUUUGAGUUGAAAUUGUAUUUUGACUUUUUUUCUGUAUUCUCUUUCCAUCACUGAUGGAAAAUACAGUAUUUGUCAUUCAUAGUGAAUGUUCUUCCUGUUCCACAUUUUGAAGGAGAAAGUAAAAAAUAUACAUCACAUAAAUGAAUGAUCAGUGCUGGUUGGAGAAAAUACAGUUAACCUUGAUUGGUAGAAUCUGAUGUUAUUGAAUAUUCUAAACUUCAGUCAAUAUGGAAUGUUCGCAAAACAGUUGAAUGAAGUAUUUAGCAGUGACAAAUAUUGUUUUGUUGGGUAAUAAACUGCUCUGUACAUUUA
This is a messenger RNA of Mugil cephalus (flathead mullet), 3618 nucleotides long. It is a transcript of the gene ctcf, whose product is annotated as CCCTC-binding factor (zinc finger protein). The transcript is spliced from 17 exons. Gene Ontology annotation, cellular component: nucleus. NCBI's taxonomy places the organism in Eukaryota, Metazoa, Chordata, Actinopteri, Mugiliformes, Mugilidae. The record is from RefSeq and is a predicted model, not a curated record. Gene Ontology annotation, biological process: regulation of transcription by RNA polymerase II. Gene Ontology annotation, molecular function: RNA polymerase II transcription regulatory region sequence-specific DNA binding; DNA-binding transcription factor activity, RNA polymerase II-specific. The coding region runs from base 206 to 2740 and encodes 844 amino acids.